Auanema sp. JU1783 is the source of this 324-nucleotide messenger RNA. The record is from the annotation of a GenBank genome assembly. NCBI's taxonomy places the organism in Eukaryota, Metazoa, Nematoda, Chromadorea, Rhabditida, Rhabditidae.
AUGAAGAAGCUGCUCUUCUCAACUAUUAAAAAUGGAAUUCUUUCGCGAAAUCGGGCAAUAUCGAAUUGUUGUGUGCUAGGAAAUUCCAAAAAACCCCCAGAAGAACCUUAUGAGGGUCUAUGUUGCGGUCAAGGGUGCAAUAAUUGUGUUUGGAUUGAGUAUGGGAACGGUCUGAUAGAUUAUUACCAGGGAAUGGACAGAGAAAAAGUUCUUUCUGAAAUUUGUACAAAAGUCAAAGACCCGAACGUAAGAGCUUUUGUACUAGCGGAACUAACCAUGGCUUGGAAGAAGCGUAAUCAGAUCAUUAAUCCACCUGAUGAAUAA